AUGAAGAACAAGUUCAUAAAAGCCUGCGAAAACAAGUUGAAAAUCAUGAAGACCAAAUCCAUAGUCAUACCUUGUUGUACAUCAUAUUCAUGCGAGAGUUGCUGCGAGAAGGUUUCUUGGGGAUUCAAGAAGGAAAAUGAAGUCAUACCAAAGGAUGUUCCAAGAGGACAUUUGGUGGUUUAUGUGGGUGAUGAUUACAAGAGGUUUGUGAUAAAGAUGAGUUUGCUUAACCAUCCGAUCUUCAAGGCGUUGCUUGAUCAAGCUCAAGAUGUUUAUAACUCCUCAAAACUAUGGAUCCCAUGUGACGAGAACACUUUCCUCGAUGUUGUUCGAUGCAGUGGAGCUCCUCAGUAUCAAAGGAACUGCAUUGGCAUGUAA
This is a messenger RNA of Microthlaspi erraticum, 378 nucleotides long. NCBI's taxonomy places the organism in Eukaryota, Viridiplantae, Streptophyta, Magnoliopsida, Brassicales, Brassicaceae. The record is from the annotation of a GenBank genome assembly.